UUCCACACCUACACUCUCAACGAUGUCCAACUCUCUCGUUCUCUCCCCGGCAGACACACACACGAGGUCAAUGGUGUUUUCCUUCCACGUGUACCGCAAGAGUGCUCCCAAUGGCAAGCUCUCCGUGUACGUGGGGCGGCGGGACUACACGGACCACCUCACCCACGUCGACCCCAUUGACGGGAUGGUGUGGCUGGAGAAGGAUUACCUGAAGGACCGCCGCGUCUUUGCCCAGGUGGUCAUGACGUACAGGUAUGGGCGGGAGGAGGAUGAGGUCAUGGGUCUCACCUUCGCCCGGGACAUGGUGGUGGCCUCAGCUCAGGUGUACCCCGCGCCCUCCUACUCCAAGCCGCCUAACAGUCUACAGGAGCGCCUACAGAAGAAGCUCGGGGCCAACUCCUUCCCCUUCCACCUCGAGAUGCCCUGCAGUGCCCCCGCCUCCGUCACCCUACAGCAAGGUAAGGAGGAGACGGGCCGGCCAUGCGGGGUACAGUGGGAGCUGAGGAUCUUCGUGGGAACCAACCCGGAGGACCAACCACAACGGAGGUCAUGUGUACGACUCCUCAUCAGGAGGUUCCAGUACGCCCCGGCCAAGCAGGGACGCAAACCCAUGGCGUCCUGCACCAAGGAGUUCCUGCUCUCACCGGGGAAGCUUCAUCUCCAAGUGGCGCUCGAUCGGCAGAUCUACUACCACGAGGAGCCGGUGGGCGUGGUGGUGACGGUGUCCAAUCAGUCUAACAAACAGGUGAAGCGAGUCAAGGUGAGCGUGGUCCAGCUGGUCGAGGUGUCCCUGGGUCCCGCCGGCCACGUCAGGAACACCGUCGCGAGCAUCGAGUCCCAGGACGGAUGCCCAGUGGUGCCCGGCGCUGGCCUAACCCGCAGCUUCAGUUUGGUACCCACCCUGAGGCUCAACCAGCAGCGGAGGGGCGUGGCGGUGGACGGCAGGCUCAAGUCAGAGGACACCAACCUGGCCUCAUCCACCUUAUUCACAAACCCCGGGCAUCGUGACAAGUUCGGGAUCGUGGUGAGCUACGUGGCGCGCGUCAAGCUGAGUAUGGGCACGCUAGGGGGCGAGCUGGCGGCCGAGGUGCCCUUCACGCUGAUGAACCCCCCGCUGGAGGAGACUGUGGGCGGGGAUGUGGCAGAAGCUCCUAGAGAAGAAGUGGACAAAUCGACACGACUCAUCAUCGAGGAAUGCCGCCGCCUGUCCAUGUCCGACCUUCUGGAGGCGCAGAGGUCCCAGGAGUCUGUGGAUAAGGAGGACAAGGAGGUGGAGGAGAAGGAAGGCCAGACCAGGGAGGAUGACGAUGAUGUGUUCUCCAUAACCAAGCCUGUCUCUGAACCUGCAGCCCCUCAACCCCCAGCUCAGUCCACAACCCCUACACCCACCAACCCCACAACUAUCCAAAUCCCAGCCCCUCAGAUUAUAACCCCUCAGGACCCAGCUCCAACCCCUCAGUCAACAGACCCUCAUCCUCCAGCCCCUACGAAGUGAGGCCACGAAGAGGACCAAUCACUGCAACUACUCAGCCCAGAACCUAUGUUUCCUUCGGCCUACAACCCAGAAGCCCGCAGCCACUCAGUCUUCAGUCAGCGCAGAGUGAGGGCAUGAUGAAGGCGUGGUCGUGUGUUCGAGUCCUCCUGUCCAGCCUAGACCCCCCAGCGAGGCCUCGGAAGAUACUAUUUGCUCGUUGUAGAUACCAUUAAGGUGUUUCGCGAGGAGAUAAAGGUUGGGGGUCACAGACGCUUCCACCUCUCACAUCAACUAUUUCCAAAGGCGAAAAAAUGAGGAUUAAUCUCGUUUUCAGGAUUUUUUUAUGCUCGUGGUACAGGAGCAUUGUCGAACCACCACCAGGGCCAUGAAACUACCAAAGGAAAGGCCCACAACUCCUACCAAAGCAAUGUCAAAUGUGUGUGUUGGGCGAAGAAAUGUUUAAUAUGGCCCAUACUGGUACCGCCUCAGAUGUCACACUUCAUUCUUUCGUAAUUACGCUGUAAACCAAAGGACUAACCCACCCCUCUCUCUCUCUCCUACCUCCUCCUCCUGCUCCUCCCCAUUCCCUUCUCUCCCUCCCUACUCGUGACAUUCCCUAGUCAUGGUGGAGAAAAUGUCACCACCUCACAUGACAGAAACAGGUAUAUAUGUGUACUCAUGGAACUCACUGUCCUGUGUGUGUGUGUGUGUGUGUGUGUGUUGUGUACACUACUAUAUAGAGAUUUUCCUCGUAUUUUUAUGUCCUUCGUCUUCUUGGGAAAUACUCGCAUUAUGUAUCAUCCGAUGUAAGGGAUGACACUGCAUAUUACAUUGAGAAUAAAGCAUAUAUAACUGUUGUUUCAAAGAUAUUUCAAUAAAGGUCUUCAAACAGUA
Eriocheir sinensis (Chinese mitten crab) is the source of this 2368-nucleotide messenger RNA. Its product is annotated as arrestin homolog. Lineage: Eukaryota; Metazoa; Arthropoda; Malacostraca; Decapoda; Varunidae. The transcript has 9 exons. Bases 23 to 1495 code for a protein of 490 amino acids. Gene Ontology annotation, cellular component: cytoplasm. Gene Ontology annotation, molecular function: G protein-coupled receptor binding. Gene Ontology annotation, biological process: signal transduction; G protein-coupled receptor internalization. The record is from RefSeq and is a predicted model, not a curated record.